Messenger RNA from Ixodes scapularis (black-legged tick), 480 nucleotides. RefSeq lists its product as uncharacterized. NCBI's taxonomy places the organism in Eukaryota, Metazoa, Arthropoda, Arachnida, Ixodida, Ixodidae. Bases 1 to 480 code for a protein of 159 amino acids. The record is from RefSeq and is a predicted model, not a curated record. The transcript has a single exon.
AUGACUGGGCUCAGGUCUCGUCUCUCCGCACAAGACAGCAUCCUGGACAUUGUCAGUGCAGUGCAGCAUGCAGCAGCUAACCGUACGUCUACCGUGGCGGCGUUCUUCGACAUCCAGGCCACCUUCGACAAUGUGAAACCGGCAUCAGCCUUGGCCCAACUAACCACUCCGGGUGUCACGGGAAGAGUUCAGGGCGUCCUCGAGGGUUUCCUCUCAAACCGAUCGAUCCAAGUCAAACUCGGCAACACACUCAACCAAUUAACACCUGUGCACCUUGGUCUACCUCAGGGCAACGUUCUGUCGCCUCUACGUUUUAACAUCGCCACCGCGGGCCUCCCAGCCGCUCUUCCCAACUCAAAGAUCCCGAUUGGCAUCUCCAUGUACGCGGACGUCUUAUGCACCUGGGUCUCUGGCUUCCGGCACCCGAGCUUAAGGGUCAUAAUGCAAUCUGCCAUAAACAUGAUCCAGGCCUUCCUUUAG